CUUUAGGAUUGAGGCAGGAACACACCCAGAGCUCUGAGCUUUGAAGAAAAAAAAAGAGAGAGAGAAAAAAACCCCAGAAAGUUUCGGAGGAGACCGUGCAGUGCAGCGAGGAACUAAGGUGGCCAGAGAGGCGCCUUCGCCCGUCCGAGGAGAAGGAAAUAUCAGAAAAGUGAACGCAUCUACACGGAGGAGAAACGCCCAAGAGAGGGAGAGUGAGAGAGAGAGGAGCACUGACUGGGCAACUUUGUAAAACAUGUCAACUUCGGAUGAAAAUGACGCGCUGCGCCCACGAUAUGGCUCCGUUCUGGAUGGAGUGGAGCGGCUCACAGCCGAAGAGAUGGACGAGCGGCGGCAGCAGAACAUGGCAUAUGAGUAUCUGUGCCACCUGGAGGAGGCUAAACGGUGGAUGGAGGCUUGUCUGAAUGAGGAGCUGCCGCCCACCACAGAGCUGGAGGAGGGCCUGCGGAACGGCGUCUACCUGGCCAAGCUUGGCAACUUCUUCGCCCCCCACAUCGUGUCUGUGAAGAGGAUCUAUGACCGUGAGCAAACGCGCUACAAGGCCACUGGGCUCCACUUCAGACACACAGACAAUGUCAUCCAGUGGCUGAAUGCAAUGGCUGAUAAAGGCCUUCCCAAGAUUUUCUAUCCUGAGACUACAGACAUCUACGACAGGAAGAACAUGCCUCGCUGCAUUUACUGCAUCCAUGCACUCAGCCUUUACCUGUUCAAGCUCGGUCUUGCCCCCCAGAUCACAGACCUCUAUGGCAAGGUCGCCUUCACAGAGGAGGAGAUUAACAACAUGAAGAGUGAGCUGGAGAAGUACAACAUUCAGAUGCCAGCGUUCAGCAAGAUUGGUGGCAUCCUGGCCAAUGAGCUUUCUGUGGACGAGGCAGCUUUGCAUGCUGCAGUGAUUGCCAUCAAUGAUGCCAUUGACCAUGGAGAACCCCAGGGCACACUGGCAGCCAUGAGGAACCCCAACGCUAUGUUGCUGAACCUGGACGAGAGCUCUGCCCAGCACUACCAGGACACACUGUUCCAGGCCAAGGCUGAGAAAGUGGCCAACUCCAGAAAGAGGAUUGGGGAGAACGCAGAUGCAGAGAGGGACGUCUAUGAGGAGCUGCUCACACAGGCUGAAAUUCAGGGAAAUGUCAACAAAGUGAACUUGGCCAAUGCCUUGAGUUCGACAGAGCAGGCCCUACUCAGCGGUGACCAAGACAGGCUUUUUGAGGCCCUCUCCUCCCCGGCUUUGGGCCUGCAGUCCUUGCAGGCAAAGAACAAGGAAUGGUACCUGAAACAGUUGAUGGCUGAUCGUGAGGCUAAGGAGCAGGUGAUGGAGAAUACAACAGGAGAGGCACUGACCAAAGAAGAGCUGCAGAGUGGGGUGGAUGUGGCCAAUGGCAUUGCUGAAGGCUAUCUGAAAAUGCUGCGGGCUGUAGACAGGAUAAAUGCGGCCAUUAGAAAGGGUGUGGCUGAGGACACAGUGAACGAGCUGAUGAACCCUGAGGCUCAGCUACCGCAAGUCUACCCAACUGCUGCAGAACUCUACCAGAGAGAACUGUUGAGCCUGCAACAGCAAAGCGCCGAGGGCUCACUCACGCACCCGGAGCUGCUGGUUGCCGUGGAGAUGCUGUCAUCGGUGGUCCUAAUAAACGAGGCUCUGAAUGUGGGAGACCGAGCGGCUGUGUGGAAACAGCUCAGCAGCUCCGUCACUGGCCUCAGCAACGUGGAGGACGAGUACGCCCAGAGGUAUAUGGACGAGCUGAUGCGUCUCAAGGCUGCAGCAAGAGAAGAGGGCAGCGAUUAUCUGACCUGGAACGACAUCCAGGCCUGUGUGGACCAGGUCAACAGCACCGUCCAAGAGGAGCAUGAGAGAAUUGCUGCUAUCGGUCUGAUCAACGAGGCCUUGGAUGAGGGAGACCCAAAGAAGACUCUGGAAGCUUUGCAGCACCCUGCAGCCAAGCUAACGGACGUGGAUCCAUCAAUCGCUCAGCAUUAUUUCGACAAACUCCUGGAGGCUCGCAGGGAGAAAGCUCACGAGACCCGGGACCCAUCAGCUGUCCUCUGGCUGGAUGAGAUUCAGGAGGCCAUCCUCAGGGCCAACAAAGACACAGAGGAGGCAGUGCAGUUCUCUCAGGCAAUCCAGGCCAUUAACGAGGCUGUGGACAGUGGGGAUUCAGCCCAGACGCUGGCUGCCCUGCGUGCUCCUGGUGCCAGUCUGUACGGGGUGACCCCGGAGUGUGCCCAGACCUACCAGCAAGACCUGACCAAGAUCAAGGAGGACAAAAAGAACGAGGGUGAUAAUGGCAGUGAGUGGAUGAAGCACUGGGUGAAAGGAGGUCAUAACUAUUACUACAACCUGAAGACUAAAGAGGGCACUUGGGAUGAGCCUGCUGACUUUGUGCAGAACAACACACAGCUAAACAAGGAUGAAAUCCAGUCUGUUGUUUCUGGAGUAACUGCUGCCUAUAACCGUGAGCAGCUGUGGUUGGCCAAUGAGAGCCUGAUUGCCAAGUUACAGGCACGUUGCCGUGGUUACCUGGUGAGACGAGGUCUAAAACAGCGUCUUGACUUCCUGAAAGGCCAGGACCCAGCCAUUAAAUGCAUUCAGGCCCACUGGAAGGGUUACAAAGAGAGGAAGGCAUUCAAAGACAGAAAGCAGUACUUGAAAGAUCACACUGAAGAUGCUGUCAAGAUCCAGUCGAUGGUUAGGAUGCACCAGGCUCGCAAAAAGUACAGAGACCGGCUGCAGUAUUUCAAAGACCAUAUUGAUGAUGUGGUGAAGAUUCAAGCUUUCAUCCGAGCCAAUAAAGCGAGGGAUGACUACAAGACACUCAUCAACGCGGAUGAUCCUCCGAUGGCGGUUGUCCGUAAAUUUGUGCACCUGCUGGACCACAGUGACCAGGACUUCCAGGAAGAAUUAGAUCUAAUGCGCCUGAGAGAGGAAGUGAUCACCAACAUCCGUUCCAACCAGCAGCUGGAGAACGACCUCAACCUGAUGGACAUCAAGAUCGGCCUGCUGGUGAAGAACAAGAUCACCCUGCAGGAGGUGGUCUCCCACAGCAAGAAGCUGACCAAGAAAAACAAGGGAGAGCUGUCCAAUCUUAUGAUGAUGAACAAGCAGAAGGGAGGAUUGAAGGCUCUCAGCAAAGAGAAGAGAGAGAAGCUGGAGGCCUAUCAGUACCUUUUCUACCUGUUGCAGACCAAUCCCACCUACCUGGCCAAGCUGAUCUUCCAGAUGCCCCAGAACAAGUCCACCAAGUUCAUGGACUCUGUGAUUUUCACGUUAUACAACUACGCCUCCAACCAGCGUGAGGAGUACCUGCUGCUCAAACUUUUCAAAACAGCGCUGCAAGAGGAAAUCAAAUCAAAAGUGGACCAGAUCCAGGAGAUUGUAACUGGAAACCCCACAGUCAUCAAGAUGGUGGUGAGCUUCAACAGAGGAGCUCGGGGUCAGAAUGCCCUGAGGCAGAUUCUGGCUCCCGUCGUAAAAGAAAUCAUGGACGACAAGACGCUAAACAUCAAAACCGACCCAGUGGACAUUUACAAGAGCUGGGUGAACCAAAUGGAGUCUCAAACAGGAGAAGCCAGCAAACUGCCUUAUGACGUCACACCAGAGCAGGCAAUGAGCCAUGAGGAGGUUCGCAACCGCCUGGAGGCGUCCAUUAAGAACAUGCGUACAGUCACGGACAAGUUCCUGUCGGCCAUUGUAGUCUCUAUUGACAAAAUCCCGUACGGGAUGCGUUUCAUUGCCAAAGUGCUGAAGGAUACACUUCAUGAAAAGUUCCCUGACGCCACUGAAGAUGAGCUUUUAAAGAUUGUUGGAAACCUGCUAUAUUACCGCUAUAUGAACCCUGCCAUUGUGGCCCCCGAUGCUUUUGAUAUCAUCGAUCUCUCAGCUGGAGGUCAGCUGACCACUGACCAGCGUCGGAACCUGGGUUCCAUCGCCAAAAUGCUGCAGCACGCUGCCUCAAACAAGAUGUUCCUCGGGGACAACGCCCAUCUCAACCCUAUUAAUGAGUACCUCACCAAUUCCUACCAGAAAUUCAGACGCUUCUUUUUGGCAGCUUGUGACGUCCCGUCACUGGAGGAGAAAUUUAAUGUGGAUCAGUACUCAGACCUGGUCACUGUGUCCAAGCCAGUUAUUUAUAUCUCCAUCGGAGAAAUCAUCAAUACUCACACGCUCUUGCUAGAUCACCAGGAUGCCAUCGCUCCGGAGCACAAUGACCCCAUUCAUGAGCUGCUGGAGGAUUUGGGAGAGGUGCCUACCAUCGAGAGUCUGAUAGGUGAGAAUCCACUGCCCCCUGAUGACCCUAAUAAGGAGAUGAUGGGCAAAACCGAGGUCUCUCUCACCCUCACCAACAAGUUUGAUGUCCCUGGUGAAGCCAAUGCUGAAAUGGAUGCAAAGACUCUUCUUCUGAACACCAAGAGGCUCAUUGUGGAUGUGAUCAGGUUCCAGCCAGGGGAAACACUCUCUGAAAUCCUGGAAACUGCUGCAACCCAAGAACAGGAGGUGGAGUAUCAGCGCGCCAUGCAGCGGCGAGCCAUUCGCGAUGCUAAAACCCCAGAAAAGAUGAAGCAGGCCAAACCAGUGGUGGACGACAGCCUCACUUUGCAGGGCAAGAAGGACAAGAUCAAGAGCAACCUCCAGAGACUGGCAGAGCUGGGCAAAGUCCAUCCAGAGAACAGAUACCAGGAUCUUAUCAAUGACAUUGCUAAGGAUAUCAGAAACCAGAGGAGGUAUCGUCAGAGAAGGAAGGCCGAGUUGGUGAAGCUUCAGCAGACCAAUGCUGCCCUCAACUCCAAGACCAGUUUCUAUAAUGUGCAAAUUGACUACUACAACCAAUACAUCAAGACCUGCAUGGACAAUCUAGCCAGCAAGGGCAAAGUGUCGAAGAAGCCUGGAGACAACAAGGCCAAGAAGACCAAGCAGGCAUCACAGAAGUACACGGCAGCGCGGCUGCAUGAGAAGGGAGUGCUGAUCGAGAUCGAGGAUCUUCAGACAAAUCAAUUUAAGAAUGUGCAUUUUGAGAUCUCCCCAUCUGAGGUUGUAGGAGUGUUUGAAAUAAAAGCCAAGUUUAUGGGAGUACAUUUGGAGACGCUAAUGUUAGAAUACCAGGAUCUUCUGCAGUUACAAUAUGAGGGAGUGGCAGUCAUGAAACUCUUUGACCGAGCCACCGUAAACGUCAACCUGCUCAUUUUCCUGCUUAAUAAGAAGUUUUAUGGCAAAUAGAAGAGGCUUCGAGAAGGGCUUUACGGACUUUUGCAUAUGACAUUAUGCCCACAACACAACGCCUGUUCCUGCAGUACUAUAAUUUGUCUUUUCUGCACUACUUGGAAUAUGCCUGUAUACCUGUAUGUGCCUUGCUCUCUUAGGAUAUUUCCUUUGAUGUAUGUUCAUGAAUGCAUCGUUGAGGACCAUUCCACAGUUUCUGGAAAUGUAUUGUUUUUCAUUAUUCCAUUUGUUUCAGUCAGCAUUUAAAUAGAUCUACCCUAGUUAGCUUUUGCUCUCUUGCAACUGUGCUUGCCUGAGUUUUCAAUACUAUGUAUAUGUAAAGAGUGUUUUUGUUACCUAUAAAUUUUAUACUUUGGGAGAACAGAACAUGCUUCUUAGUAUCCCUGUCCUAUAUAGGACGUUUUCAGGUGGAGAAUUCAACCAUUCAGUCCCAUUAGGCAGUUAAAAUGUUUAUCGGAGGAAUCUUUGUCACAAACCUUACUCAAAGUGUUGUAACGCAGACCUGGGUUGUAUUAUCUUGUCAAAUUGUAAUUUAUUGGGAAAAAAAAAGUAGAUAUUUCUCUCCCAGCUCUCAGACGCUUUAUGCUGGAUGGAUUUUACGUUUACGUCCUUCUAAUUUCCUAUUAGCUUGUCCUGAAAAACCUUUUUUUUCCUGAUUUUUCUUUUAUAUUGCCUUAACUUGAAUAAAUUGUUGGGUGAAAGAAGUGAUCGUUUAAUCUUAAGGGGGCUCUUACAUUUCUACUGAUGUAUGUUAGCCAAAUGAGGACAGUCCUGUCACAGUCAUACAGUGCUUUUUUACUCUGCGUCUUUGAAACAAAUCCAGUUACUGCUGGAAAUGGAAGGGAAGUUGCAUAGAGGCAUAAAUCUUGCGCAAGCAUGAGGAUCAGCUUAGCUGUUCUUACCUAAAUGCAGGUUGGUCACAUGAAUAAAUUAAGAUAAUAAAAGGGCUGUACAAUUCAAAGGCUUCUUCAGUUAACUUCUACAUGAUGUGUCUGUUCAUGGUGUUUGUAGUAUAUAGUGGCAUCUGACUACUCUGCCAUCUGAUUGGUGUCGUUUUGUAGUCCUAUUUUUACUGUUACUUUUAAGAACCGAUGCCACCUUUUGACAUAUGUUGCCCUUUCACAUGCAUUUGCUGUAUAUUGUCAUUCUUGAACAGAACUUGAAUGCUGAAGUGCACACUUAAACGUGCACACUUAAAUGUGCACACUUAAAUGCUUACUUUUUUACCUAACAGUAUGCUGCCAUUUUUCCAAAUACCUUAUGUUAAAUGGCCCCAGGAGCAACACAAUCAUGAAUAAAACUAAAUACAUUGAAAACAAAUAAACAGGAAAAUAAUUUAGCCACUUU
Messenger RNA from Colossoma macropomum (tambaqui), 6580 nucleotides. RefSeq names its product IQ motif containing GTPase activating protein 1 (gene iqgap1). The transcript is spliced from 37 exons. The coding region runs from base 254 to 5230 and encodes 1658 amino acids. Gene Ontology annotation, cellular component: cytoplasm; nucleus. Gene Ontology annotation, molecular function: calmodulin binding; GTPase activator activity; actin filament binding. The record is from RefSeq and is a predicted model, not a curated record. Lineage: Eukaryota; Metazoa; Chordata; Actinopteri; Characiformes; Serrasalmidae. Gene Ontology annotation, biological process: regulation of GTPase activity; regulation of actin cytoskeleton organization.